Molecule: messenger RNA, 308 nt
Organism: Linum tenue
Lineage: Eukaryota; Viridiplantae; Streptophyta; Magnoliopsida; Malpighiales; Linaceae
Source: the annotation of a GenBank genome assembly
GUAUGUACUCGUGAUUUUGCUUUUGCUAGUGCCAAGCACUUGGGCAAGAUUACCACCAGGAAUGAAUUGUCCUGGGGUAGGAGCUUGCGGAAGCAUGUCACCUCCCGGCGGCCAUGGCUGAUCGAUCAUCUACAAAAUACUAUUGCGGAAGCUUGAAGAUGAUCGCAACCUCCAUUUCAAAUUUGUGCGGAAAUGUUCAUUUUGUAAUUGCACUUCAGGCAACCGAAAUAAAGAAAUAUCACUUCACCAACUAGACUGCACCUUGUCUUUUAAGUUAUGCUGGAGGGCUAGUGGUGACUGAGUAGAGC